AUGAAGUUCUACACUGUCCUUACCUUUGCCGCUGGCGUUUUCAGCAUGCCUGCCAGGCGAUCAAACAGCAGCGAUAUUGCCACCACCGACGAAUACCUCUUCAGCAUAUCACUGCCCGCUUUCUCAGCGAAACACUCAGCGAAAGAUCCGGCCUCUCUGGACUGGACCACGGACGGCUGCACAAAGUCCCCAGAUAACCCGCUCGGAUUCGACUUUCUGCCUGCUUGCCAUCGCCAUGACUUUGGCUACAAGAACUACCGUGACCAGAGUCGUUUCACCGAAAGUGGGAAGAAGAAAAUCGACGACAACUUCCUGUCUGACCUGAAAUACUUGUGUAAAAGUGAAAAACCAAAGUUUGCCUGUGAUGCUCUUGCCGAGGUUUACUAUGCUGCCGUUCGUGCAUUUGGGGGGGAUGAUGCGAGCCCUGGUAAACGCUCCAACGAGCUUGAUACCAUCUACCAGGCGAAACUUGCUCAAUAUGAGGCUCUUGUCAAAGAGGCCCAGGCUAAGGGCGAGCCCCCUCAAUAA
Clonostachys rhizophaga is the source of this 528-nucleotide messenger RNA. The record is from the annotation of a GenBank genome assembly. NCBI's taxonomy places the organism in Eukaryota, Fungi, Ascomycota, Sordariomycetes, Hypocreales, Bionectriaceae.